AUGCAUAUUUCCCACCUUCUGGCCUUUUGUGGUCUUCCUGUGGCUUUAGCUGCAUACCAGAAUCCUUCAAUCAAGGCUGAUAUCCGUGCCGAUACCAACCGCGACGGAAAGGUUGAUCUCAAAGGCACUUCGGAUAAAGCCCUUAAUGGCCCAGCGCUGAGCAACGAGGAACUUGACGACUGCAAUGAUGCAUCCGACAAUAUCCAUAGAUCGCCUCGAUAUUUGGCUCCUCUCAAGACUGUGCCUAUUCCAUCUGCUUCCAAGAACAUCAAGGGAACUGUGUCCAUUCCUGAUGCUAAGCAGCGCCGUUUCUCUCGUAUCUUCCGUAAGGAGGGAGACAAAUGGGUUUUUGUGGACGAAAAGUACGUUUUCAGCCAGAAGGAGUUGAAGUCUGGACUUGACUUAGGGAUCGAUGGUCGAGAUACUCGACGACCUGAUGGCUGGGACGGACGAGUCACUGUUCGCUUUGAACUUAACGACGGCGGGGUCAAGUCUUCUGAUGAAGUGAUGCUCCGCGUUGCCCCCGUCUUGAUUCAUCAUCACCUCCAAAGCGUCCAACAAGUCUUAGCUGUCCAGGGUAACAAGACCGAUUCGCCGUACCUGAUCGGAUUCACCGAGAGCCUAUCCUCAGUGGUCAAAGCGGCUGGUAUCAAGAAAGACCUAUAUCUUUUCAACGCCAGUGAUGAUAUCUGGGCUCAGGGCUUUAUGGAGCCUGGCUAUGCAAACAUGCCUGGGCCCAAGGGUACUGUUUCCAUUCGUAUCAUGGUCAGAUCCCCCCAAGACGAGCGCGUGGCUGGUCGUCAGCUCUUUGAGUAUUAUCGCAAGGCUGGCGUUGGUGCCGUGCAGCAUCUCGGAGGAGCGCGUGACGAGAUUAACUCUGGGGGUAACAUCGAGACUAUUCCCCCUCAUACUUUCAAAGGCAAGUCUUGGCCAUCUGGUCGUGUCAUUCUGGGAAACCAUGGCAAGCAGAAGCAUCAUAUUCUUCCGUACCUUCUGGCUCAGGAGGCUCAGCACCCUGUUCUACUCGACACUGCUUGGCUCGCUAUUGGUCAUGUCGACGAGUUUGUUCAGUUUCUCCCGGCUAAGAACAAGCGAGGAUGGGUUGCUGUCAUCGAUGACCCUCGUGCUGGUAUCAAACUUCUCGAGGCUCAGCGCAAGGCUGGUCAUGGAGAUAUCCCCGCUAUCUCGCGCAAGAAUGAUACCAGCAAUGGUUCUAGGGAUGACUACAGUGGCUGGGCUUGCGGGCCUAUUCCUGUCAACUCCCCUUCUAUUAGCGGACUCCUCAAUGACAAGAAGUUGAUGAAGCUCAACGAUCAAUGCGCGCGUCGUAUUGAUGGCAACAUUGAGAUCCUCAAGCGCGAGGUUGGACUGACUGACGAAGACAUCAUUCGCAUUCCUUCUUUGUUUGAGGGUAGUAAGUUCCCCGGGGCUGAAGACUCUCGUCUCCAAGUUGGCGCCUUCUUCCCUGGUGUUGUGAAUAACCUAGUCCUUACUGGCUACAACACAUGUGUUGCACCUAACCCCUGGGGUCCUGUUGUCAAAGGAAAGGAUGUCAUUGCCGAGGCUAUUAAAGCCAAGUACUCCAAGAUCGGCGUUGACCUCAAGUUUAUCGAUGACUGGAAUACUCACCAUAACUAUGGUGGAGAGGUUCAUUGUGGAAGCAAUAGCAUCCGCGACAUGUCUGCUCGCUGGUGGUAA
Fusarium venenatum is the source of this 1698-nucleotide messenger RNA. The record is from RefSeq and is a predicted model, not a curated record. NCBI's taxonomy places the organism in Eukaryota, Fungi, Ascomycota, Sordariomycetes, Hypocreales, Nectriaceae.